UUUGAAAUGGGAAGGAAGGAGGAGGUAAACCGAGGCGAGGAGGUGAGGGGCGUACUCUCUAAUGGGUGCCGCGCUCGACUUCCGGUAGCCCGAAGACUAACUUCGAAACGUGGGUAUAUGCAAGGGAUUUUUUUUUGUUUCAACAAUAGCUGUGCUAGCUGAAGAGGAAUAGAGACACGUUUUCCAACUUCUCUUGAUAAGACUGAGAAAUUCAGCAGUAGUAUUUCCUGAAACCAUCAAGAAGAAAAAUGUCAGUGACACUGCAUACAGAUGUAGGUGAUAUUAAAAUAGAAGUUUUCUGUGAGAGGACACCCAAAACUUGUGAGAAUUUUUUGGCUCUUUGUGCCAGUAAUUACUACAAUGGCUGUAUAUUUCAUAGAAAUAUCAAGGGUUUCAUGGUUCAAACAGGAGAUCCGACAGGUACCGGAAGAGGAGGUAACAGUAUCUGGGGCAAGAAAUUUGAGGAUGAAUAUAGUGAAUAUCUUAAGCACAAUGUCAGAGGUGUUGUAUCUAUGGCUAAUAAUGGCCCAAACACCAAUGGAUCUCAGUUCUUCAUCACCUAUGGCAAGCAGCCACAUUUGGACAUGAAAUACACAGUAUUUGGAAAGGUGAUAGAUGGUCUGGAGACUCUGGAUGAAUUGGAGAAGUUACCAGUAAAUGAGAAGACCUAUCGACCUCUUAACGAUGUACACAUUAAGGACAUAACAAUACAUGCCAAUCCAUUUGCACAAUAGCUAUAAUAGAUCUGGAAAAAUAUUUGGCAGACUAUUCAAGGAACACACCUAUUGUGGUUUACCCAGUUUUAAUUAUGUAGAAAGAUUACAUCAUCUGCCUGCCUGUUUAUAGCUAAGAUCUUCUAGGAGUUGGUGGUACCAUGAGGGCCCAAACAGCUUUCAUUUCCAUUAUUACAGCAUAUUUUUUACUAUAACUAUUAUCUAAUGUAUUUAAGUUCAAUUUUUAAAAAAAACUCUUCUACUUGUAAUUUUUUGUUACACAUAAACAUUCAUAUAUAAACA
Lutra lutra (Eurasian river otter) is the source of this 1016-nucleotide messenger RNA. RefSeq names its product peptidylprolyl isomerase like 3 (gene PPIL3). Gene Ontology annotation, biological process: protein peptidyl-prolyl isomerization; protein folding. Gene Ontology annotation, cellular component: catalytic step 2 spliceosome. The coding region runs from base 249 to 734 and encodes 161 amino acids. Gene Ontology annotation, molecular function: peptidyl-prolyl cis-trans isomerase activity. Lineage: Eukaryota; Metazoa; Chordata; Mammalia; Carnivora; Mustelidae. The transcript has 7 exons. The record is from RefSeq and is a predicted model, not a curated record.